Messenger RNA from Staurois parvus, 338 nucleotides. The record is from the annotation of a GenBank genome assembly. Lineage: Eukaryota; Metazoa; Chordata; Amphibia; Anura; Ranidae.
UCAAAGACAUUUCCCUCUACAAAUUGUCCAGAAGAGAGCAAGCCACCAGUCCGCAUACGUUGCAGUCUGGGGCGCUGUCCACCUCCCAAAUGGGUUACCGGAGAAUGGGGACAGUGUUCGGCACACUGCGGUCUGGGACAGCAGAUGAGAACAGUGCAGUGUCUAUCAUACACGGGCAGGCAUCAAACGAUUGUCUAGAAUCUCUUCGCCCAUCUUCAAUGCAACAGUGUGAAAGCAAAUGUGACAGUAGCCCUAUUUCCAACACAGAGGAGUGCAAAGAUGUGAACAAAGUGGCUUACUGCCCGUUGGUGCUGAAGUUCAAAUUUUGUAGCCGAGCG